GAACGCUGAGUUUUUCGCGAUACCAACUAGUAAGUUUAUAUAACACGUUAAAGUUUAAUAAUGUGAUAAUAUCUCUUUUAAUACUCAUGAAAUUGCAUUGAUUUAACGUUACUUUAAACUGAAAAUAGGACGUCAGUAAGUAAUGUGUUGAAGUAUGGCAUCACUUAGAGACAGACGGAUUAAAGGCGCUUCUCAAACAACAAACAUGCGCGAGGAGAUUUCAGUUAAAAAGGAGUUUCACGUCCCACCUUUGAGUGUCGCAAUGAAAGAGAGCAAGAAGAAGAGGAAAGACACAACAAAAGAGAAAAAGAAGUCGAGGAAUUGCAUUAACCAGACAAGAGAUUCAGAGAAACUCUGGACAGAACAGUGGACCAACGGAGAGAUGAGUGAUGUUCAGAGCAAAGGUCAAGCCAAAGCCAAAGAACUAAAGAGCAGGCAAUCCAAAAAUCCCAAGGGUGUAUCAGAGGUGGUUCCCACAGAGGAGGACAACUCUGAUUUGACUAAGCUUGAACAGAACAGCUUGAGGUGGGAAGGAGCUCUAGAAGACCCCACUGCAGAGGCACAACGGUUAGAGGUCUACAGAGCCAACCGCCGUAAACGUUAUAUGGCAUCAAGACAGGCUUUUCUACAAAAUAUUCAAAACCCAAACUCUUCUAAACUAAAUACACGGAACAAGCCUGGAGUUAUAGCAUGAAGUCUUAUAUUCAGUCAUCUUUCACGUGGAGAGUCUAUUAGAUGUGAAUAGGCUGCAUUUUACUACAAUAAUCAUGUUUGAUAUUUUAUCAGGGCCUUCAGGAAUUUCACUUGUGUUUAUUGAUUUAGGCAUAGUUCACUUUAAUUGAGUAAAUGGCUUCAAAAUAGUGUCUAAUUAAAAAAAGGGCAUUUAAAAAAAAACUUUUAUUCAGGACGUAUUAAAUUGUUCAAAAGUGAGUGAAUAUGUAUAUAAUGUUUUUUUUUUUAAAAAAGUUAAUCUCAAGUAAAUGCUAUUCUUUUGAAUGUUCUAUUCAUCAAAUAAUUUCAAAACACUGUUUCUAAAUAUCAGUUUUAUACAUUAAUUUAGAAUUAGGAAUGAUUGGACAUUAAGAAGUGUUUCUUGAGAACCAAAUCAGUAUAUUAGAAUGAUUUCAGAAUUAAAAAAGCAGUUGUUUUAAAUAUAAAUUUUUCAAAAUGUUACUGCUUAAGAGACAUCCUUCAAAAGCAUGAAAAAAAAAUCUUAUUGACCCCAAACGUAUAUAUAUAUAUUCACGUCGUAUAAAACAAUAUUGCUAUUAAUAAUGUUUAUAUCAGCUCAUGCUCAUAAUUUUGCUGUACUUUUCUUUAUGAAAGUAAAGAAGUCCAAACCAGUAAAACAUAAUUUAUUGCUCUUUAAAGGUUACAGAUAUUUAUGAGUAUGACAAAUGUGCUAUAUUUUUAAACUGAGUAAAAAACAAGACA
This is a messenger RNA of Carassius gibelio (silver crucian carp), 1434 nucleotides long. It is a transcript of the gene ca21h17orf97, whose product is annotated as chromosome A21 C17orf97 homolog. The transcript is spliced from 2 exons. Bases 155 to 694 code for a protein of 179 amino acids. Gene Ontology annotation, biological process: protein arginylation. Lineage: Eukaryota; Metazoa; Chordata; Actinopteri; Cypriniformes; Cyprinidae. The record is from RefSeq and is a predicted model, not a curated record.